UGCGGGGUUCACUGCCGGGUUUCGGUAUGGGCGGGUACUGCGUGGUUUCUCUUCUCCCGCUAGCGUUGCAGUGCGGACGCGCGCUAUGCGCAGACUCGGUUCUUGGCUCAAUAUGGCGGCGGCGGAUAAACAGAAGUACGAGCACGGGCGGGUGAAGAUCGGGCACUAUAUCUUGGGCGAUACGCUCGGUGUCGGUACCUUCGGCAAAGUCAAGGUUGGCAAACAUGAGUUAACUGGGCAUAAAGUUGCAGUGAAGAUCCUGAAUCGACAGAAGAUUCGCAGCCUUGAUGUUGUAGGAAAAAUCCGCAGGGAGAUUCAGAAUCUCAAACUCUUCAGACAUCCUCAUAUAAUUAAGCUGUACCAGGUCAUCAGUACACCAACUGACAUUUUCAUGGUGAUGGAAUAUGUUUCAGGAGGAGAACUGUUUGAUUAUAUCUGUAAAAAUGGAAGGCUUGAUGAGAAGGAAAGUAGAUGUCUGUUCCAGCAAAUCCUUUCUGGUGUGGAUUACUGUCACAGGCAUAUGGUAGUACAUAGAGAUCUGAAGCCUGAAAAUGUGCUGCUUGAUGCACACAUGAAUGCCAAGAUAGCUGACUUUGGUCUAUCAAAUAUGAUGUCAGAUGGAGAAUUUUUAAGAACAAGCUGUGGUUCCCCUAACUAUGCUGCACCGGAAGUAAUUUCAGGAAGAUUAUAUGCAGGUCCAGAAGUAGAUAUUUGGAGCAGUGGGGUUAUUCUCUAUGCUUUGUUAUGUGGAACACUUCCAUUUGAUGAUGAUCACGUGCCAACCCUUUUUAAGAAGAUAUGUGAUGGUAUCUUUUAUACUCCUCAGUACCUGAAUCCAUCUGUAAUUAGUCUUCUGAAACACAUGCUGCAAGUAGAUCCAAUGAAGAGAGCAACAAUCAGAAGCAUUAGGGAACAUGAAUGGUUUAAGCAGGACCUUCCCAAAUACUUGUUUCCUGAAGACCCAUCAUAUAGUUCUACUAUGAUUGAUGAUGAAGCCUUAAAAGAAGUGUGUGAGAAGUUUGAAUGCACUGAAGAGGAAGUGCUAAGUUGUCUAUACAGCCAAAAUCAUCAGGACCCUUUAGUGGUUGCUUAUCACCUCAUUAUAGAUAAUAGAAGAAUAAUGAAUGAGGCCAAAGACUUCUACUUGGCUACAAGCCCACCGGAUUCUUUUCUUGAUGAUCACAAUCUGUCUCGCCCUCAUCCUGAAAGAGUGCCAUUCUUAGUAGCUGAAGCACCACGUCCCCGCCAUACUCUUGAUGAGCUGAAUCCACAGAAGUCAAAACACCAAGGUGUAAGAAGAGCUAAGUGGCACUUGGGAAUACGGAGUCAGAGUCGACCUAAUGAUAUCAUGGCUGAAGUUUGUCGAGCAAUUAAAGAACUGGAUUAUGAAUGGAAGGUUGUAAAUCCAUACUAUCUGCGUGUUCGAAGGAAGAAUCCAGUGACAAGUGCAUAUUCCAAAAUGAGUCUACAGUUGUAUCAGGUGGACAGCAGGACGUACUUACUGGACUUCCGUAGCAUUGAUGAUGAAAUUACUGAAGCAAAAUCUGGGGCUGCAACUCCACGGAGAUCAGGCUCUGUGAGCAACUGUAGAUCCUGUCAAAAAGAUUCAGAUGCUGAUGCACAAGGAAAAUCUGCAGAUAUAUCCCUUACCCCAUCAGUGACCUCUUCGCUUGACUCUUCUAAAGCUGACUUAACUCCAAGACCAGGGAGUCAUACAAUAGAAUUCUUUGAGAUGUGUGCAAAUCUUAUUAAAAUACUUGCACAAUAAUUUUGAAGAGGGGCUUAUUUCUUUUAUAGUAACAAGCAUGCCUAAAUCAUAGUCAGAUGCUUCCAGUUAUAAUCAAGUUAAAUUAAGGCGCUGAAAAAACUAGCCACAGAAUGUAAUUUGCAGAGGGAUUGGAAUGAUUAUGGGCAGUUAUGUAUAUUAUUUUGAAAGCUGGAGUGAAUUCUGAUUGUCUGCUGUCCAAUAGCAUAAUACAGGUACAGGAAGUCACAUGCCCUUGGGGCAGUGUUCAUAACACUUUACAUUGAUUGCACAUUAGACUUCAUGUAACAUUUAAGUUACAUGGACCUUCUUGGUUUUUUCACUUUGGUAAUGCAUACAUCUGAUGCACUGUAAGUAAAUGUACACUUACUAGUUCAAUGACCUAAGUAUGACUUGUUGGUCACCAUCUACAAUUGUGCCUCAGUUGAUCAGAAUUGUCAACAUCUAACAGUAAUGUGUUAAAACUGCUGUGUUUCCUUCCCCUUACUUGACAGUAAAUGAUAAAGAAGUUUAAUGCAUUAUAACAUACUACUUUUAAUAACAGAUAAAUUUGAUUAAAUGCAUGCAAAUCCAACCAGGUGGAAAUGCAUGUAGGUGCCCUGUAAUGCACUAAGGGUGAAAUUCUGUGGGCUGUAAGUAGAACAAUUGAGGCCACAACAGUGGUGAGAGACUUAAUGCUGAGAAGACUUGGCACCCUGUGGGCUGAAACAAAAUGUUGCUUUGUGAAGAACUGUCAGCAGGUUCCUGAUCUGUGCAGAUUUGCUAGCUUAUACCUUAGUGUGGUAGCAGCACAGCAGCUCACCACUGCUACUGCAGGCUGAGAAUCCUGUUCCUUAUAAAUGUGCGCAUGUAGUUAAGAGCACAGCUCUAAGGGCUCUUGUGUGCUAUUCCAGAAUCUAAAAUUUACAGGGUUUUUUAAAUAUAUGUUAAUACUUUGAUAUAGCUGUUUAUAUUGUAUGCUAACUUAGUGUAUAUUAUAUAGAAUUCACUUUGCAGUUGAAACUACAUAUAUAGGUUUAGGUUUUCCCAAGCCACCUUUAUAGUGAACUCUAUUUAAAUUGUGACAUUAAUAGUACAACUUUUCAGUUGAACAUUUAAAACCGAUCAUGAGAACUUGACUGCUAAUAUUCAAAAAGUUUUCAACAGUAGAUUGCUAUUACCAAUGACAUAAAUCCUUCUGCAUUUAUGGUUUUUGUAAUGUUUCAGGAAGAAAAUUGAACCUUACAUGUUAAUCACAGCUAGUACUUGCAAAAAAACAUUUAAUCUCUUGUAAACUGGAUGUAAUUAUCCACAGUUCCAUUUUCAUCUAGCACUAAUAGAUGUAAACAUUAAACAAUAAACUGUAUGUCAGAAAACAUUUAGUUUUGCAUUCAAGAAUGAGCGUUCUCUUCAAAAUAAACUUCAUGACUUACUUUCAAAGAUUGUUCUCCCAGUUAGAGACUGGAAAUCAAGGCAUUACUAUGAACAGUGAAACCUGGACUCUUAAAAUGAAUGAGGGUUCUUGCCAAUGACUAGCUGAAAACUGCUAGCUACAGCUAUAAGAACAGUCUAAUCCAGGCCAACUGUGGCUUCAGUUCAGAAAUUCAUGUUAUGAAUAUGCACAGCACAGAAUUUGAAGAAACUUAAAGCUGCUUAAGCCCUGGAGUUGCUGUAACUGCAUUCUGAACUGGGCAAUGGUGUGGUCUGCCUAGUAUGUAGGUACAAGUUACAACUUCAGUUCUUUAUCAAGUGUCACACGUGGUCCCUGUAAUGCAAGGUUGUAUUACUGUAUCUCAAAGUGGAAGAUUUCUCUUAAAUAAAGCUUUGGGUUUAAACUCCUGAGAUUGAGAUGUCAACAUGAGGGACCAGCUGCAAAUCCUACUUAAGUUGUUUUUUGUUUGGGUUUUUUUAGCCUUUUAAGAAUUGGUUCUGAUGUACUGAAUAAAUCGGUGUACUCACUUUCAUUACCCUUUUAUUUUGAAAUUGUUAAAUAUUGCACUUGUACAAUAUAACAAAUGCACAGAUAUUUUUUUUUAUUGCAGUAAUUCCUCAUCUGGAACUGGUUUCAGAUCACUGAAAGGGUCUCUUGCAUAUGUUAAACUAAGUAUUUGCAAAUGGUAGCUGCUCCUGGUUUGCAAAUUUGUAAUGCUGACCGCAAAUGCAAGGUGUCAAGGUGCAAAUAGCUUUUAAUUUUUAUAUACUUUUUUGGCCCUCUUGUGCAUUAAGGCAACCAUGGUUUUUACUUUGUCUUGGUAUCUGGAAGUUAAAGUCAGUUUCUGGCAGGAGUGUACUGUAUGCACAGUUUUAAAUAAAGUAAAUUUUAUUGGUAUGAUAAAUCAGUUUUGAUGGCCAAAAGUUUCCUGAUGGAACAGAGUUGGGGUUUGGGUUUUUUUUGAUACAGUGUGGGGGAGGGAGAAAGGGGGACUGACAAGCUAUUUGAAUUCAGAACAGUUGUCUGUUGUGUAACUUUCCUAUGCUUUGUAGAUAUUGCUGUUGAAACUGCUUUCUUCAAAUGUUCCUACUGAUCUUGCAGACCUUUUUUUAGCAUCGCAUUAGUAUCUGCCAGUAGGCUGUGAAACAAAACUUCACUGAUAAAUCUGCCAGGGCUGUAAGGAGGCAGCUUAUGCAAAUAUACAAAUUGGUCAAGUAUGUUACUCUAUAUUCCCAAGUUUGCUCCAGUUGGAGUAUGUUGAAUUAUCUUGCCUUUGUAUUGUAAUUUUUUCAAAAACAUGGAUAAACCUGAUUAUCCAUGUGCAAUAUAACUCACUAGGUAAUGGAUAAAAAUUUCAUCUUGGUGGUGCAAUAUUUAAAAAAAAAAAAACUUUCAUGGUUGUUUUGAUAUGAUUGUUUAAUACAAACUUGGAAAUAAAUUUUAUUUUACCAGUUGAUUA
This is a messenger RNA of Harpia harpyja (harpy eagle), 4635 nucleotides long. RefSeq names its product 5'-AMP-activated protein kinase catalytic subunit alpha-1-like. The record is from RefSeq and is a predicted model, not a curated record. Bases 86 to 1768 code for a protein of 560 amino acids. The transcript is spliced from 9 exons. Gene Ontology annotation, cellular component: cytoplasm. Gene Ontology annotation, biological process: intracellular signal transduction; protein phosphorylation. Gene Ontology annotation, molecular function: ATP binding; AMP-activated protein kinase activity. Lineage: Eukaryota; Metazoa; Chordata; Aves; Accipitriformes; Accipitridae.